GCUCCUUGUCACGGAGGGAGUCACUCUUGUUACUCGUAACAUCAUCUACGUUAAGCUAGUUCUACUCUAGACGCUACUACCUACUAAGUUUUCUAAGAAUUUUACUACUCUUACUAAGUAAAGGUAAGUAAUAAAGUUCUUUAUAAGUUCUCUCUCUAAGAGCUUUCUAUUUAGACUAGGUUAGUCUUCUCUAAGAAAAGAGAUAAUAUUAGGCCCUAGCUUAAAAUAAGCUAAACUAGACUAGAUUAGCCUAAAAGAGCUAAUUGCGGGGUAUAAGUACCUAAAUAUUGCUACUACUUCUUAGUAGCGAUUUGUCUUUAGUCUACUAGAGGAAUACAUUAAAGAUAACUAAGAACUUGUGCACCUAGUAUCUUGCUACAGUAUAGUCCUAACAAAAGCAACCGUUCCUAUGCGACGGCGUGUUGCGGGCUUUAAAGAAUUAUUAGAGCUGUACCAGCUACGACGAGCUUCUAGAAGGAAUAUCAACAGCGCGCUUAACCCCGUAGAACAGAACCAGACUAUAGGUCAUCUUAGAAGCACAUACGAGAAGUACUACACGCCAACGCAUAUCGCCCGCGACUUUCAGUUAAUCUACUUUAGAAGCCCUUCAGAAGACCUUCUCAUCCAAUCCGUAGCGCGGAUAGGCUUAUCACAGGAUCAACGUGCACCCACAGAGCUAGAUAACGCGCAACAGGAGGAACUACAGAACAAUCUUGCACUUGCAAUCCUUCGUAAAGAGCGAGAAGUGUGCAAAGAACAGCUUUAUAACCAAGGCUUCUAUCCACUCUCAAAGGGCGAAGGGACGGAUCUUUACAAGAAAUACAAGGAAACGAAGCGAAAGAUUAGCAGUACAUACCAGAAGUUAUACAGAGAACGAUUAGAAUCGGCGGUCCGCGAGUUCCAUAAGUCGAUCAACACAAUUAAGAUAGCUAGGCAACUCAGCAGGAUGGCCGCAGAGAAAGUCUUAACGCUACCAGCCGUUAAGUUUAAACUUCGGGAGCGAGGCACUAUCGCCGGCAUGCUCUUCAAGCCAAUUCAGGACGACAAAGCCCGAUGGGGGACAGCUCUGUAUUGCUACGUUUGGUAA
Messenger RNA from Alternaria rosae, 1087 nucleotides. RefSeq lists its product as uncharacterized. Bases 410 to 1087 code for a protein of 225 amino acids. The record is from RefSeq and is a predicted model, not a curated record. The transcript has 4 exons. NCBI's taxonomy places the organism in Eukaryota, Fungi, Ascomycota, Dothideomycetes, Pleosporales, Pleosporaceae.